AUGUUUGAAGAGAAUACACUUGAAGAGAAUACAUUUGAAGAGAAUACACUUGAAACGAAUAUACUUGGAGAGAAUACGCUUAAAGAGGAUACAAUUGAAGAGGAUAUAAUUGAAGAGGAUAUAAUUGAAGAGGGUAUAAUUAAAGAAAAUACAAUUGAAGAGGAUAUAAUUGAAGAGGAUAUAAUUGAUGAAAAUACAAUUGAAGAGAAUACGCUUAAAGAGGAUACAAUUGAAGAGGAUAUAAUUGAAGAGGGUAUAAUUAAAGAAAAUACAAUUGAAGAGGAUAUAAUUGAAGAGGAUAUGAUUGAUGAAAAUACAAUUGAAGAGAAUACGCUUAAAGAGGAUACAAUUGAAGAGGAUAUAAUUGAAGAAAAUACAAUUGAAGAGAAUGCAGUUAAAGAGGAUAUUACUAAUUCAUCUCUUGAAACGCCGCUAACAGAGGAUGAAAAGAUCAACAUAAAAUAUUGUCAAGAGAAAACAUGUAAAUUCUUAUUUCCAUACUUUCACCCAGAACAAGAGUCUCGCGCCAAUGUUCAUGCUCGUGUUUACACGCAAUUAGCACGAACUCUAAAUCGUACAUUAGUCCUAUCAAACGUUGGAGAUUCAAGAAUUAGAGCAUGUACUCUAUAUACGUUUGACUUCUAUUAUGAUUUAAAAGCAUUCCGAAAACGUUAUCCAGACAUUCGAUUUAUAACACAAAAUAAAUUUUUUGAAUGGACAAAAGAAAGAAAAAUCCGACCAAUUGCGCAAAAUUCAUGGAUGAUUCAAGACGGUAGAAAUGAUUCUUUAAGUGUUCGAGAAAAAAAGAUUAUGAGUGUCGAGGAAGGAGUUAGAUUUGGAAGUAAACGAUUAGAAUCUUUUUGCAUAGAUGUAUUUAAUCUAAACAUCACGAAUUAUAAAGAAUUUCAUACAGGAGUUAAAAAAAUAGAUCAUGAAGCAUUGUUGAAAUUUGUUACAAACACUCUGAAAACUCCACCGAUGACGGAAGAAUAUGAAGUAAUCAUGAUAUUAAAUAAGUCACCUAGAGAAUAUUUUCCAUACAUCUCUGAACCAAUUCCAUAUUCACCAUAUAUUCUUAAAGAAUCUAAGAGAAUUAUAAAUAAAUUAAAGCCAUAUAUAGCUGUUCAUUGGAGAAUGGAACAAGUUGAACCAAAAUUAAUGCCGGAAUGCGCCAGGAAACUAGUUAAAACAUUAAAGAAAAUUCAAAAACAAUACGGGAUAAAGAAUGUAUAUUUGGCAACAGAUUUUCCACUUAAUGGCGGUAAAUCUCAAUCAGAUACAUUUUAUAUAAUUUCUAAAUUUCAUGAAGAAGCUAUUAAAAUACUUGGAUUAAAUGACAGCUUUGUAAAUAGCCCCAAUCAUAUAAAAUACAAUACUUGGCUUUCAAUGGGCGCGUUUUCACAAAUUAGAGACGACCCAAAAUACGAAUCAGAAUUUAAAGGAUCUGGUAUACCUGGAAUACUUGAUAAAUUAAUUUCCAUAAAUGCAAAAUAUUUCUUAAGGGGACCAAAAGGUUGUGCUAGGAUACGUAGUACUUUUACACAAAUUAUCGUUGAGGAAAGAAAAAAGUUGAAGAAGAAAUAUGGUUUGAUUAAUACUGUUUCCGUUUGGUGA
Messenger RNA from Racocetra fulgida, 1614 nucleotides. Lineage: Eukaryota; Fungi; Glomeromycota; Glomeromycetes; Diversisporales; Gigasporaceae. The record is from the annotation of a GenBank genome assembly.